Molecule: messenger RNA, 1778 nt
Organism: Sorex araneus (European shrew)
Lineage: Eukaryota; Metazoa; Chordata; Mammalia; Eulipotyphla; Soricidae
Gene: ALKBH1
Product: alkB homolog 1, histone H2A dioxygenase
Exons: 6
Coding region: 33-1190 (385 amino acids)
Biological process (GO): oxidative RNA demethylation
Cellular component (GO): cytoplasm; nucleus
Molecular function (GO): ferrous iron binding; oxidative RNA demethylase activity; broad specificity oxidative DNA demethylase activity
Source: RefSeq, a predicted model, not a curated record
GCUUCCGGGUCAGAGGGCGUGGAGGCAGCGCCAUGGGGAAGAUGGCGGCGGCCGCGGGCCCCAUGGCGACGCUGGCGGCGGAGCCGGGCGAGGACGCCUUUCGGAAGCUCUUCCGCUUCUACCGGCAGAGCCGCCUGGGGGCCACAGACCUGGGAGGGGUCAUCGACUUCUCGGCGGCCCACCCGGCCUGCGGCUCCGGGCCUGCGGCGCUCAAGGUGGUCAGGUCUCCGCUCAGCAUGGCCUCGGUCAGUGAACACGAUGCCCGCCGGGUGGGACUGCGGCCCGUCAGCGCGUGGCGGGCCUACGGCCUCGAGGGCUACCCGGGAUUUAUCUUUAUCCCAAACCCCUUCCUCCCCGGUUACCAGUGGCACUGGGUGAAGCAGUGCCUUAAGUCAUACUGCCAGAAACCUAACGUAUGUAACCUGGACAAGCACAUGACGAAGGAAGAGACGUGCGACCUGUGGGAGCAGAGCAAAGAGUCCCUCCGCAAUAAGGACAUGAAUAAACGAAGACCCCGAAGUUUGCUAGAGAAGCUGCGGUGGGUGACCCUAGGCUACCACUAUAACUGGGACAGCAAGCAAUACUCAGCAGAUCAUUAUACACCUUUCCCUUCUGACCUGGCUUUCCUCUCAGAGCAAGUCGCCGCGGCCUGUGGAUUUCAGGGUUUCCGAGCCGAGGCAGGGAUCCUGAACUACUACCGGCUGGACUCCACGCUGGGGAUCCACGUUGACAGAUCGGAACUCGAUCACUCCAAACCCCUGCUGUCGUUCAGCUUCGGACAGUCGGCCAUCUUCCUCCUGGGAGGCCUCCAGAGAGACGAGGCCCCCACGGCCAUGUUCAUGCACAGCGGGGACAUCAUGGUCAUGUCGGGCUUCAGCCGCCUGUUGAACCACGCGGUCCCCCGCGUCCUCCCGAGCCCCGAGAGCGCCAGCCUGCCUCGCUGCCUGGAUGCGCCCCUGCCCGCCGGCCUGCCCGCAGACGCGCUGGUGGAGCCCUGCUCCGAGGAUGACCGGCACGUGUGCGCCGCUUACCUGCGAACGGCACGGGUGAACAUGACCGUCCGCCAGGUGCUGGCCCCAGACCAGAGCUUCCCCCCGGAGCCCACAGGAGAGCUCGCCGCAGAAGGGCCCCUCCACCCGCGUGACCAGGAGAGCCGGGUGAAACGCGCCAGGCUAGACCCCGGCAGCUGAGACGGGACGUGGCGCUCAGCGACUCACAGGUCUCACAGGUGUCCCAGGAGACCAUCAGAGACCGUCAGGCAGGGGCGCGUGUCACUGAGCGCGGGAGGCCUUCCCCGCAGCCCGCUCGGCCUGGCCGCUGUCUCUGCGGCAAACAGGAGCCAGACUGCACGUCCGUGAGUCCUUGGCGAUGGCUCAAGUGUUCCUAACGGGGCACGUCAAGCCCCCACUGGUGACUAGUAAUGUGCUCUGUGGGUCCUGUGCCAGCCAGCGGCCUCAGCUCCUCGUUUGUCCGUCAACAUCAGGCUCUUUGGGCUCCUGUCCUGUUCUUCAGAGACGACUGCGGUGCAGAGUAAGGCAACAGAACUGGAAAUCUCAUCCCCUAAGAAGAACUUAGCCGCGGCUGUUGCUGAAGGGUGACUGGCUACACCCAGGGAGGGGAGCAGCCGCAGCUCGCUGCCGGGCUCUCGGCUCUCCCUGCGGGCUUUUGAGUGCUGCCGCAACUGUGGGACCUGAAGGAGUCCUAAGGGUGUUCUGCGACUCUCUUCUCCAUGAAUAAACUGAUGUGAUUUUAAAUUAAAGAUCUGUAUCUGUCUUUGA